AACGUCUCGAGCCAUCGCAGAGCCCUAAAGCGAAGUCAGACGUUGUCGCCAGGAUUUACGCUGUCUCUUUUUGACUUUUAAACAUUUAAACGCGGAAUAUAAACGCUGUUUUUAUCGUUUUGAAGCACAGCUAAGGUGGCCUUCAGCACCUAGAGCAUCGCAUCUCCAAAGAAAACCAGAUACAAAGUGAAGAGGUUUUUUUUUUUUGCUCUCACCAAGAGCUGUUUUUCUCACCAUCUCUCGUCCCAUCUGUUGGAGCACUUGUGCCAAGGCUGUUUCAUAAGCGGGAAUCAUCAUCUCUUGUCUGCAUUACUUUGAGUGGCACUUUUUCUCAAGGUAAUUGCUGCCUUUUUUUUUUUGCAAAGACAGAUAUAUUUUUUUUUAGGAAAAUAGGAACUUUCUGACAACUCUCAAAGAGGGGCUCACAGCCCAAAUCUCUUUUAUCACUUUUUUUUUCUGCAGAAGAAGCAAUGAAUUUCUCUCCUUAGUUUUUUAAACUACCAGCCAAGAACCAUGAUUCACCUGUGUAUAAAUAGUAGUCCCACUUAAAUGAAAGUUUUUCCUGUUAUUCACCUCGGCUGACACCUUAAUAAAGCUGUUCCAGCCUCAUCCUACUCUAGUAUGAGUUAUGACAACUCUAAAUCAUUGCCCAGCAGCAGCACUCGGGGGCGAGUGGCAAGGGCCGAUAAGAAAGACAAUGACCAGGAAGCAGAGUCUGAAGGGUUAAACUCUCUGGAAACCAGCAGUGGUCAGCCCAGUGCCAAUGUCACCGCUCAGGAGCAAGGGAGUGGGAACGAAGGGAGCUCGUCUCCCAGCGUGGAGUCAGGGUCUGGAGGUUUGUCCAGGGACCAGAGAGGGCCCAACUCCGACGAUAUGGACGGACUCUCGAGCGGGAACGACUCCGGGGAGAGGGAGAGCGAGGGCGGGAUGGAGAGGGAUAAUGGGUCACGUGGACGCCAGUCCGUCCGCAGCUCCCACAGCUCGUCCAAUGGGAAGGACUCCGGCAUGAUGCUGGAAACCACUGAGAGCAACAAAAGCUCAAACUCCCAGAGUCUGUCACCUCCCAGCAGCUCGCUGGCCUACAGCCUGCUGUCCACCAGCUCGGAGCACGACCCCCCCUCCACCUCCGGCUGCAGCAGCAACCAGUCGGCGAGGGUCCAGACCCAGAAAGACCUGAUGAAGGCCAUCAAGGAGCUGAAGCUCCGCCUACCAAGCGAGCGCAAGGCCAAGGGCCACGCCAGCACGCUUAAUGCACUCAAAUACGCACUUCAAUGUGUCAAACAAGUCCGAGCCAACAAGGAGUACUAUCAUCAGUGGAGCGUGGAGGAGUGUCACGGCUGCAGUCUGGACUUGUCUGCCUUCACCAUCGAGGAGCUCGACAACAUCACCUCAGAGUACACCCUCAAAAACACUGACACUUUCUCCAUGGCCGUGUCGUUCUUGUCGGGGAAGGUCGUGUACGUGUCGCCUCAGGGCUCGUCCCUGCUGCGCUGUAAGCCCGAGUGUCUCCAGGGGACAAUGUUUUCUGAGCUUUUGGCCCCACAGGACGUCAGCACCUUCUACAGCAGCACGGCUCCCUGCCGUCUGCCCAACUGGGCCUCCUGCAUCGGCUCGGCCUCUCCUCCGGUGGACUGCACUCAGGAGAAGUCCAUGUUCUGUCGGAUCAGCGCCGACCGAGCGCAGGGCAGCGAGAUGCGCUACUACCCGUUUCGCCUCACGCCCUACCAGCUCACCAUCAGAGACUCAGAUGACGCUGAGCCACAGCCGUGCUGCCUGCUCAUCGCAGAGAGGGUCCACUCCGGAUAUGAAGCUCCUCGUAUCCCUCCGGACAAGAGGAUCUUCACCACCAGUCACACUCCUAGUUGCCUCUUUCAGGAAGUUGAUGAGAGGGCAGUGCCACUGCUGGGCUACCUGCCUCAGGACCUGGUGGGAACCCCGACCCUGCUCUACAUCCACCCUGAAGACAGACCCUUAAUGGUGGCUAUACAUGAGAAGAUCUUUCAGUUUGCAGGGCAGCCGUUUGACUACACUCCCCUGAGGAUGUGCGCCCGCAGCGGGGAAUAUCUGACCAUCGACACCAGCUGGUCCUCCUUUGUCAACCCCUGGAGCCGCAAGGUGGCGUUCAUCGUCGGGCGCCACAAAGUCAGAACGAGCCCUCUGAAUGAAGACGUGUUCACCACACCGCAGGGCUGCGAGACCCGGGCCACCACUCCCGACGUCGUCCAGCUGAGCGAGCAGAUCCACCGGCUCCUGGUGCAGCCGGUGCACAGCGGCAGCUCUCAGGGCUACAGCUCAAUCGGCUCCAGCGGCUCCCGAGGCUCCCGGCGUUCACACCAGCAGCACCUCAGCGCCGCCUCGUCCAGCGACAGCAACGGCCCCGCCAUGGACGAGGCUGCCGCCGUGAUCGCUUUGCACAAACCUAUGACGUUCCAGCAGAUCUGCAAAGAUGUCCACAUGGUCAAGACUAACGGACAGCAGGUUUUUAUCGAGUCCCGUAACCGUCCAACGCCCAGAAAAAACACCAGUGCAGGCGCAGCGAGCAUCAGAGCCAUCAACAGUGACCCAAUCAGAGGUUUGAUCGCCGACAUGACGAAACCUCCCAAAGCUCUGGUGCCUGCUCCGCUUGUCCCGAAGGAGCCUCCGACUGGCUACUCGUACCAGCAGAUCAACUGUCUGGACAGCAUCAUAAGGUACUUGGACAGCUGUAACAUUCCCAACACGGUUAAAAGGAAGUGUGGCUCCUACACGGCGUCCUCCACGUCUGACGACGACAAACAGCAGGAGGCGAGCAACAACCAAGGUGGUUCAGUUAACCUCGUAAGUGAACCACCUCCUCUGCCUCCCCUGACCAUGGCCACAAAGGCAGAGAGUGUAGCCUCAGUCACGUCGCAGUGUAGCUUCAGCAGCACCAUCGUGCAUGUGGGAGACAAGAAGCCACCCGAGUCAGACAUCAUCAUGGAGGAGGCUCCUACAACUCCCACUCUUGCUGCUCCCACAACAACGCCUACUCCUCCCACCAGCGGCCCGUCGCCUCCCGCUAACACAACGGUCCCCUUCCCUCCUCUGCCUCCCCCGCCUUCACCCCCUCAAGCCACUCAGCCCGAGAGGGACACCCGGAGAAGUGGAAGUGUAGGAGGAGGAGGAAGUGGAGGUGGUGCAGGAGGAGGAGGAAGUGGAGGAGGCCGGAUGGGUCUCACAAAGGAGGUGCUAUCCGCACACACCCAGCAGGAGGAGCAGGCGUUCCUCGACCGCUUCAAGGACCUCAGCAAGCUGCGAGUUUUCGAUCAGACGACGUCUUCAAAUCUGCGCUGUCAGACCGCGGCUGCAAACCCUCUGUCACGAGGAGUGCGUUGUUCUCGGGAUUACCCCGCGGCGGGAAGCAGCACCGGUCACAGACGUGGUCGUGGCGGUAAGAGACUGAAGCACCAGGAGUCGUCAGACCAGCACAGCUCCCUGGGUGUGAACGGGAGCCGGCGUGACCCCAGAACCGGCACAGCACCCGUACCGCUCAACGUGCCCAUCGCACCCCCGACAAACUCCUCCUCCUGGCCGUCUGUAGGCUCACAGGCCAGCAUCCCCGCCGCCCCGUUCGCUCCUGGUAUGCUUCCGAUCUACCCCGUUUACCCACCGAUCCCACAGCCCAUACCCGCCCAAGACCCGCUACGUUUCCCCCCGAACCAGAUGGUCCAACCCAUGAUGGCCCUGGUUCUGCCCAACUACAUGUUCCCCCAGAUGGGAACGCCCAUCUCUCAGCCGGGCGCCACCCCGGGACACUUCUACAACCCCAACUUUACAUACCCCCCCACCGCCCCAGCUCCCGCCCCUACUGUCAUCUCCAACCCCGUACCUGUCGCAGCCACCUGCGCCGCGUCUCGCAGCAGCACCCCGCAGUCCUACAGCCAGACGCCCGCUGACCGCGAGGGCGCAGAGUCGCCCCUCUUCCAGUCCCGAUGCUCCUCGCCGCUCAACCUGCUGCAGCUGGAGGAGUCGCCCAGCAACCGGUUAGAGGUCGCUACGGCGCUGGCAGCGUCACAGCAAGCCACGCCCUCUGUGCAGGGCGGUGCGGCCGGGGGACAGAGCGCCGCCAAUCAGGCCAGCUCUCAUGAUACCUCCAAGGAAAACGGUGAAGCUAAUGAGUCCAACAACGAUGCCAUGUCCACCUCCAGUGACCUGCUGGACAUGUUGCUGCAGGAGGACGCCCGCUCAGGCACCGGCUCCGCUGCCUCCGGUUCAGGCUCCUCCGGCACGAGGUCGUCGGGCUCAGGCUCCGGCUCUAACGGCUGCAGCUCCUCUGGCACCAGCGGCACCAGCAGCAGUCAGGGCAGCCACACCAGCAAGUACUUUGGCAGCGUCGACUCCUCGGAGAACGAUCAUUCCCGCAAACAGCCAGCAGGGGGCAGCAGCAGCGCCGGGGGAGACGGCGGCGAGGAGCAGUUCAUCAAGUGCGUUCUGCAGGAUCCCAUCUGGCUGCUGAUGGCCAACACCGACGACAAGGUCAUGAUGACCUACCAGCUGCCUGUCAGGUACGACACUGGGCAAAAUGUGACCACACGACACAGCAGCUUAAAAAAGGAGCAAACUGCACUCAGCUGCAAAACUUAA
Messenger RNA from Plectropomus leopardus (leopard coralgrouper), 4602 nucleotides. The record is from RefSeq and is a predicted model, not a curated record. Lineage: Eukaryota; Metazoa; Chordata; Actinopteri; Perciformes; Serranidae.